Aspergillus chevalieri is the source of this 2121-nucleotide messenger RNA. RefSeq names its product DEAD/DEAH box helicase. The transcript is spliced from 2 exons. The record is from RefSeq and is a predicted model, not a curated record. Gene Ontology annotation, molecular function: hydrolase activity; DNA binding; ATP binding. The coding region runs from base 1 to 2121 and encodes 706 amino acids. NCBI's taxonomy places the organism in Eukaryota, Fungi, Ascomycota, Eurotiomycetes, Eurotiales, Aspergillaceae.
AUGGAUAUUAUCCGACAUAGAUUGGGGGCUUUCCCCAUUUCGCACAUUUUCACCGUGAGGACGCGGAUGCCCGUAUCGACGCCGUUACGAUGCCCACGACUAUCGCCGCAACGAAAGCUCUGGCGUUCGAAUUCCACGCUUGCCAUUCCUUUGCAUAGACCUACGGAGCCGGAGCGGCUAAGUAUAGUUCUCCGUGACUAUCAGGAAGAAUGUAUACAGUCGGUUUUGAGAUAUGUGGAUGAGGGGCAUAAGCGGUUGGGGAUAUCUCUUGCGACGGGUGCUGGGAAGACGGUCAUCUUCACACAACUAAUCGGCCGAAUCCCUCCGCGCAACGAAUAUGGCGACAAAACCCUCAUCAUCGUCCACCGUCGCGAACUCGUCGAACAAGCAGCCCACCACUGCCGCCUCGCAUACCCAGACAAAACGGUUGAAGUCGAAAUGGGAAAUAGCCAUUACAAAGGCUACGCAGAUAUUUGCGUAGCGUCGAUUCGGAGUCUAACAUCCAGAGACCGGAUCGAAAAGUUCUUCCCGGGCCGGUUCAAGCUCAUCCUCGUCGACGAGGCACAUCAUAUCGUUGCGAAAUCAUACCGCGAGGUGCUGGGAUAUUUCGGGCUGAAUGAACCAACAGAAGACUCCCCUGUGUUGAUCGGUGUAUCUGCGACGUUUUCAAGGCCAGACGGGUUGAAGUUGGGGGCUGCGAUUGAUCAUAUCGUUUAUCAUAAGGAUUAUAUGGAUAUGAUCGAUGAGCGGUGGCUUGCUAAUGCGGUUUUCACGACUGUACGGUCUGAGGCGAAUUUGACAAAGGUUAAAAGGGAUAAAUUCGGAGACUUCCAGCUUGGGUCGCUCUCCCAAGCGGUCAAUACGGACAGCACGAAUAACAUCACUGUUCGCGCGUGGUUGGCUAACGCGCAUGACCGAAAGUCGACACUUGUUUUCUGCGUGGACAUAGACCAUACAAAGUUGUUAACCGAAACGUUUCGCCAGUAUGGCAUCGACGCGCGAUAUAUCACCUCCGGAACCUCCAAAGAAGUCCGAGCAGAACAACUCCGAGCAUUCAGGAAUCAAGAAUAUCCCGUCCUAGUGAACUGCGGCCUCUUUACAGAAGGCACAGAUAUCCCUAACAUCGACUGCGUCUUAUUAGCGAGACCAACCCGAUCCAGAAACCUCUUAAUCCAGAUGAUAGGCCGCGGCCUGCGUCUCUUUCCUGGCAAAGAAAACUGUCACAUCAUCGACAUGGUCGCCACCCUCGAAACAGGCGUUCUCUCAACCCCAACCCUAUUCGGCCUACACCCAGACGAGGUCCUCGAAAAAUCCACCGUAAAACAACUCCGCGAAACCAAAGAUGAGCAACUCGCACGCAUCGACCACGAAGCGCGAGAAGAAGAACGACGCGCAAACGACACCCAAUCACCCCUAGGAAGCGAAAAAGAACCUUCCCUAAAUGGAGACAUCAACGUCAAAUUCACCCGCUACGACAGCAUCACAGACCUCCUCAGCGACAUGCGCAGUGAUAAACACAUCCGCUCCCUCUCCCAGUACGCCUGGGUCCGCGCCGGCGAUGACCGCUACGUCCUCUCUGGCCUGAACGGCUGGGUAACCAUCGAAAAGGGCAUCCCCGAUCCCAAUGCCAAAGGCAGACCCAAAUCACGACACACAAACACCAUCGUCACAGCCGCUGACUCAGACGAGAUAUACACCGUCCACCACGUAAUCAAAUAUCAAGGCGCCGCGGGCGAACACCGCUACUCGCGACCCAGACUCAUCGCCCAAGCACCCAACCUCGAAUACGCCGUCGACUCCGCAGAUACCUUCGCGGGAGCGACAUUCGCAAAACACUAUAUUUCCGUACGCCAGCCGUGGCGCAAUGCCCCCGCUACACCAUCACAACUUGGCAUGCUUAACCGUGCGAAUCUGAAGAGCGGGGGACGCUUGAAGCCUGAGCAUAUGAAUAGAGGCCAGGCAGCGGAUAUGAUCACCAAGUUGAAAUUCGGGGGCAAGAAGAGGUUCAACGCGAUGAUGAAGCAGAGGUUGAAGAAGGAGGAGAAGGUGGGGGAGGUUAGAGAGAUAAGGAGGACGGGGAUGGGGGUUGGCGACGUUAGGGUUGGGCCAGUUAUGACCUGA